Messenger RNA from Oncorhynchus keta (chum salmon), 1970 nucleotides. RefSeq names its product mitochondria-eating protein-like. Gene Ontology annotation, cellular component: mitochondrial outer membrane. The transcript is spliced from 12 exons. The record is from RefSeq and is a predicted model, not a curated record. The coding region runs from base 416 to 1882 and encodes 488 amino acids. Gene Ontology annotation, biological process: mitochondrial protein catabolic process; mitophagy by internal vacuole formation. Lineage: Eukaryota; Metazoa; Chordata; Actinopteri; Salmoniformes; Salmonidae.
CAGGAGACUCCCAACGCCCACGUGUGUGUAACAGUAUGACAUUACAAUGGUCUCGUUUACAGCACAGACAGCCUACUUCACUUGAGCGCCUACAUCAUAAAGGAAGAACAGGCAGAAGACGCUUACGGUCUAUACUUUUCUCACAAGAAUAACCAGACUAUUACUGAAAACAAUGCAAGUGGCUUUAGCAAACAUUCUCAAUCUGUAUAUGAGUAAAAUGAGUAAAAAGCGUUGCCACAACUGAGAUGGUACUUGGCACCCGUUGUAACGAAGGUGGACAAAACGUCAAGGGCAAGAAUUUCUAAGGCGGGUAUAAAAAGGGAGCGCGCGCCUGUCACGGGCGCUCUCGCCCCAGAUUAAAUCCCACGGUUGUCCAAAGCGUUUGGAACCUUUCAAGAUUAGUGAGGGAGCAGACAUGGCCGACUCGCUAAGGAGGUUGGUGAACACAUCUUCCUUCAGCGUUCUACAGGACAAACUUGAGUCCUGGUACAAGGACUACCAUGUCAUCUCCUGUGAUCAGAAUCUGAACAGGUGCUGUGAAUUGGUAGAGCUCACCUCCAAGAUACAGGGUCAACUCUUCACCAUCCUCAACUUCACUGCUAGAGAGGGUGGUCACUAUGCAGGAGUGGAUGUGCUCAAAUCACGCCUGCUGCCUUGGUUGGGGACUUGUUUCUCCAUGGCAACCUCCUCUGUCACCAACGACACCAGCCUCAACCUCAUCCAGGAGUCCGUGGAGAAGGAGAGGAAGAUCAGAGAGCUGUCUGCCUCCCAUGAGAACGACAUGCAGAAGAUGGAGACUCAGCUGUGCUCCACUCACCUACAGCUGGACUCUGUCAAACAGGAACUGGCGGAUGCUCAUCUGCAACUGGACAACACAAAAAAUAUGUCAGCCACAACUCUGCUGGCCACCGAGGAUGAGAUACUACAGCUGAAAGCAGAGUUGCGUGCGUCCCGUGACCAGGUGGAGACCUAUAAGAGGAAGCUGGAUGUUCUGGAUGACUAUGAGAGACAGGUGCGUCUGCUGAGGGAUGAGGUGUCUUUCCUCACAGCAGAGAAGAGCAUGCUGCAGGAGAGGUUGGUGAGGAGUUGUUCCCCCAGCCCCCUGCCCAGACAGAGCCGCCCCUCCAGCCCUCUGAAGAGUGAGUCUCCCACCCGGGCCCAGCUCACCAAUUCGUCCCGCCAUGCCAGGCUGGUGUCCCGCUUCAGUGACUUGUAUGCUGUGGAGCGCCUGGAGGCCCAGAGUCUGCUCCGACGCUACAUAGACGACCUGGAGAUGGUCCAGAGAAUCAUCUUCAUUGCCACUGUGGAGGCCUUCCAGGCAGCCAAGCUGGCCUACCGUCAAUUCAAGUUGAGAGUAAAUAAGACCCUGUCACCCUCCCACUUGGGGCCGGAGUCCCUGGAGGACUCGGUGGUGGACUAUAUCGUCAGGAACCUGGACCUCUACGACGUGCAGGCCAGUGUUAAUGACGUGAUCAACGCCAUGAAUGUAAACCCACGGAUCUCCUUUCCCCCGGAGGUAGACUUUGUCCUGAUCAACAGCUUCAUCCGGGAGACAUGCAGAGUGGCCUUCGCCAUGCAGACACUGGACUCUCCUCUGGACCUGGCUUUCACCAGCGGUGGAGAACUCUACAGCGACAACAAGUAUCGUCGUAGCUAUGACUCUGAGUUUACUGCUCCUCUGGUGGCGUACCAUGUGUGGCCAGCACUGGUGGAGGGGGACGGUGUCAUAGUGAAGGGAGAGGCAGUCACCAGGAGAGGAGCUCUGUGGAGGAGCAGAAGCAGGAGCUGCAGUCCUGUUCGCUCUGGCAGCCCCACACGCACUCUCGGGUUUAGUCGCAGCAGAAGCCCCUCUCCCGGACGUCUCUCCGCCAGUCGCCUGUAAACCCUAACUGACCACUGAGUUACAAAAGGAAAACAAAAUUCUACACAUCGAUUUCAUGUUUGCAACAAAGACAGAUCUUUAGCUUUAA